UUAGAGAAAAGAGUCCUAAGGCCUUUUCAAUUUCAUUUACAGGUACGUGCAGAAAACACUGUCGGAGAAAGUCAAUUUGGCCCUGAAGCAGUGUUUAAAACUUUUGGACUGCCUCCAUCCAAAUCACCGGAAAUUCGUUCUUUAAUAAAUUCAACUUCGGCAGAUUGUGUAGAAUUGGAAUGGCAACAACCGGUUAUUGAGGAGGAUGGUGAGGCUACGAGUGAUUCGAUACUUGGCUAUAGGAUUAUUACAAAAUGUCCUGUCGACAAAAUGUCCAUUCGACAAAAUGUCUAUUAGACAAAAUGGGUCAGAAAAUCACAGGGGCAUAAAAUCAUAA
This is a messenger RNA of Meloidogyne enterolobii, 337 nucleotides long. The record is from the annotation of a GenBank genome assembly. NCBI's taxonomy places the organism in Eukaryota, Metazoa, Nematoda, Chromadorea, Rhabditida, Meloidogynidae.